AUGAACAAGUUCGCUGCUAUCCUCGCCAUCACUUUGGCCUCCUUGGCCGCCGUGUCGGCUCAGUGUCCCCGUAUCGUCACCCGUGCCGGAUGGGGAGCCCGCGCUGCCAACACAGCUGUUCUGCCGAUCCGUCCAGCCCCAUGGGUUGUGAUGCACCACACUGCCGGAGCCCACUGUACUACCGAUGCCGCGUGUGCCCAGCAAAUGCGUAACAUCCAGAGCUUCCACAUUGACGGCAACGGAUGGGCUGACAUUGGAUACAACUGGUGCGUUGGAGAAAACGGUGCUGCCUAUGAAGGUCGCGGUUGGGGACGUCAGGGUGCCCAUGCUCCAGGAUUCAAUGACCGUUCGGUUGGUUUGUGCGUCAUGGGAACCUUCACCAACGCCAUUCCCAACUUGGCCGCUCGUAAUGCCGCUCAGCAGCUGAUCACGUGCGGUGUCUCGCUCGGACACAUCAGCGGCUCAUACUGGUUGAUUGGACAUCGUCAGGCCACGGCCACCGCAUGUCCUGGAAAUGCUUUCUUUGAACACAUUCGUACCUGGCCACGCUUCAACCCAAAUCCUUAGAUGUAGAUAUUUUUCGAAUAAAACUGUGACUGAAUAAAAAAGCAAAAAAUAA
Molecule: messenger RNA, 619 nt
Organism: Armigeres subalbatus
Lineage: Eukaryota; Metazoa; Arthropoda; Insecta; Diptera; Culicidae
Product: peptidoglycan recognition protein 1-like
Exons: 1
Coding region: 1-567 (188 amino acids)
Biological process (GO): innate immune response; peptidoglycan catabolic process
Molecular function (GO): zinc ion binding; peptidoglycan binding; N-acetylmuramoyl-L-alanine amidase activity
Source: RefSeq, a predicted model, not a curated record